Messenger RNA from Ascochyta rabiei, 948 nucleotides. RefSeq lists its product as uncharacterized. Lineage: Eukaryota; Fungi; Ascomycota; Dothideomycetes; Pleosporales; Didymellaceae. Bases 1 to 948 code for a protein of 315 amino acids. The record is from RefSeq and is a predicted model, not a curated record. The transcript is spliced from 3 exons.
AUGGCGAAAAAGUGCGUUCACAAAGGCUGCGGAAAGACUUACGAGAAUGAAGAGGAGGAAUGCGUGUACCACCCCGGUCCACCAGUCUUUCACGAGGGGCAGAAGGGCUGGAAAUGCUGCAAGCCACGCGUUUUGACCUUUGACGAAUUCCUCGCGAUCGAGCCUUGCACCAAGGGAACCCACUCAGACGUGGACGACACACCCGUGCCUGAGAAGGUCGAAACACCUGAUGUCCCCAAUGGCACGUCCGUCAACCUUGGGUCGCUAUCAGAAUCUCUGCCAGCGCCUGCACCUCGUCUUCCCGCUGCCCAGGCUACGCCGCGAACGGCCACUCCUGCUCCACAACCAGAGUCUGAGGACGAUGAUCCAAAUGCGACACUGAAAGAGGGCAUGGUCUGCAAGAGGAAGGGAUGUGGAGAGACCUUCAAGGGUGGUGACAGGGAGGGUGAGAAGUGCGUGCAUCACCCUGGUGUGCCCAUCUUUCACGAAGGAAGUAAAGGGUAUAGCUGCUGUAAGCGGAGAGUGCUGGAAUUCGACCAGUUCAUGAACAUGGAAGGCUGCAAAACAAAGGACAGGCAUCUGUUUGUGGGCAAGGCGAAGAAGGAGGGCGAGGAGGAGAAGGUCGACACUGUUCGACACGAUUUCUACCAGACCGCAGUCACCGUCACCGCCUCUCUCUACCUGAAGAAGAUCGACAAAGCCAACGCCAUUGUCGACUUCCAGCCUGACCACGUCAACCUCGACCUCCGCACGUCUGACAGCAAACGCUACCACACCAAGUUCCCAUUGUUCGCGGGCAUCAAGCCAGAAGACAGCAAGUUUCGAGUCCUGGGUACGAAGCUGGAGAUGACUCUAGCCAAGGCAGACAGUACAAGCUGGCCAGUAUUGCGAAGUGACGACAGGUUGACUGGUGAGAUGAUCCAGGUUGGCAGGGCGGGAAGGGCAUAA